AAGCGCUGGGACAGACCUCACCCCCUCCGCGUGACCAGCUCCGGCCGGCAGUCACGUGCUCAGCCAAGAUGGCGGCGCUCAGAGCAGCGGUGCUGGCGCUGCGCCUGUGCUGCGCGGCGGCCGCCGUCCCCCUCGUUAUCUGGCACGGGAUGGGAGACACUUGCUGCAACCCGCUAAGCAUGGGCUACAUUAAAAAGAUAGUGGAGAGUAAAAUACCAGGGAUUUAUGUUGUGUCUCUGAAGAUUGGAAGCAACCUGAUACAGGAUAUGGAGAACAGCUUCUUCAUGAACGCAAACGACCAGGUGAGAGAGGUGUGCAGCCAGCUGGCAAAGGACCCUCACCUCAAAGGAGGCUACAAUUCAAUGGGCUUCUCCCAGGGAGGCCAGUUCCUGCGGGCGGUGGCCCAGAGGUGUCCUUCUCCUCCCAUGCUCAAUCUGAUCUCCAUUGGGGGACAGCACCAAGGCGUCUACGGCUUCCCUCGCUGUCCUGGGGAGAGCUCCCGUAUCUGUGACUGGAUCCGAAAGACGCUGGAUCUCGGUGCUUACACACAGGCUGUUCAGGAGCACUUGGUGCAAGCAGAGUACUGGCAUGAUCCGCUGAAGGAGGAUGACUACAGGAAAAACAGCAUCUUUUUGGCUGACAUAAACCAGGAGAGGGGCAUCAAUGAGACCUACAAGAAAAACCUGAUGGCUCUGAAGAAGUUUGUGAUGGUGAGGUUUCUCAAUGAUACCAUGGUCGACCCCCCGAUCUCCGAGUGGUUUGGGUUUUACAGAAGUGGCCAAGCCAAGGAGACCAUCCCACUGAAGGAGAGCUCGCUGUACACAGAGGAUCGCCUGGGGCUGCAGGAGAUGGACAAAGCAGGGAAGUUGGUGUUCCUGGGGGUGAAGGGGGAUCACCUCCACUUCUCCGAAGAGUGGUUCUACACCUCCAUCCUCCCCUUCCUCCAGUGAAGCAAAGGGGAGGGCCCUGUGAGAGCACUGGGGGGGGUUCCACCACUGUAGUUAAAGCAGCUGCUAUGGGGCAAUGGCACUUUCCAUGUAGAGCCUGCAAGGAUCUGGGGAAGGGGAGGAAGAGGGCCCUUAGCUCAGCAGCUC
Molecule: messenger RNA, 1094 nt
Organism: Neopsephotus bourkii (Bourke's parrot)
Lineage: Eukaryota; Metazoa; Chordata; Aves; Psittaciformes; Psittacidae
Gene: PPT1
Product: palmitoyl-protein thioesterase 1
Exons: 9
Coding region: 69-950 (293 amino acids)
Biological process (GO): protein depalmitoylation; receptor-mediated endocytosis
Cellular component (GO): lysosome
Molecular function (GO): palmitoyl-(protein) hydrolase activity
Source: RefSeq, a predicted model, not a curated record